Portunus trituberculatus (swimming crab) is the source of this 1316-nucleotide messenger RNA. Its product is annotated as UPF0389 protein CG9231-like. Lineage: Eukaryota; Metazoa; Arthropoda; Malacostraca; Decapoda; Portunidae. The transcript is spliced from 3 exons. The record is from RefSeq and is a predicted model, not a curated record. The coding region runs from base 154 to 753 and encodes 199 amino acids.
UUCUGUGGACAAGAGAAAUGGGCCAAGAGAUUGCUGAAAGAAUACCUUGAUUAGAAAUAUACAGUCACAUGGAGAUAUAACGACUUUAUUUACGCUUUGUAUAAUGAAUAGGUUGGAAAAGCAGAAUAGCCCAUCACCGGAGUGAAGAAGAGGAUGAGACAGUCAGGCCGGGCAGAAGGAACAGCUGAGGCCAGGCUGCAGGCAGGACGGAGCGUUGACAGUACCGUGUGUGAGUUGGGAAGAGGAGCGGAUAGGAGAGAGGUGUUACCUGCUAAGAUGGCUCUGUCGCACCUCUCCCACCUUUACCGGAGCAUGGGUAUGCAGAGGCAGGUGUUGCAGAGGUGGCAACCCCUAAUGUGUGGGGGUUCCAGGUGGUGUAGUGAAGCAGCCAAGGACGUGGUUCCCACACCACAACAGCAACGGAGAGACAGAGGACCAAGUAACUUCGGCAGACUGGGACUCACUGAUCAUAAAGUGAAUAGAUUUGAGAAAUUACUCCUGGUCUGGGGUGGCAAAUACAAGUCUGUUGCUGAUGUUCCAAAUUUAGUGAGCCAAGAUACGCUUGAACGAGCCCGUAACAAAGCAAGGAUCAAGAUCAACAUAAUGAUGUGCGUGGUGACCCUGUUGGGUUGCUUUGCGAUGAUCUACGCAGGGAAGAGGGCUCGGGAUGCUGGGGAAAGUGUUGUCAAGAUAAAUCUGGACUGGCACAAGAAAGUCAAUGAAGAUUAUAAAAAAGAACAAGGAAAUCAAUGAUUUGAAUACCUAUGAUUUCCGAUGGUUAUUAUUAGAGACUUCUGAAGUAAUGCAAUAUCCAAUUCAAUUUAUGAUUAAGGUAGUAAAUAAUAUUGUACAGGAAUUUUAGGUAUAUUUGGUAGAGAAGUUGCUAUAUCUUGAAUUUUUCUUACAUGGAAAAGGGUUUUUAGUGGAGGAAAACGGCAUUUUUCUGAAUCUAGUUAUUCUUCACAGCUUUAAAACAUAAUUUUUUUUAUAUAGAUUAUUCACAUAAUUUGACUUAAGUUGAUAUUUGGAAAGAUCUAUCUAUAUAGUUGGGUGGAAGCCCCUUUAAAAACAAGUAGGCAAGGGCAAUAUUGUUGUGGGAAUAAUAUGCAGGAGGGCUCUCCACUUCCCUCCCACUUAAUUGGUUUUUACAAUUUGCAAGGAAUUUUGUCACUCAUGGGAUUUCUAGACAAAUAUUUUUUGAUACUUGAGCAUAAAACCAUCAUUUGUCAGGAUUGGUAGAGCUCAAUCUAAUGUUCUUGAUUCCUAUGUAUGUAUAGCGCAGCAUUAUGGAAAGUAUUAAAGAUAUUUUUCCUAAA